Solanum pennellii is the source of this 791-nucleotide messenger RNA. RefSeq lists its product as uncharacterized. The coding region runs from base 366 to 791 and encodes 141 amino acids. The record is from RefSeq and is a predicted model, not a curated record. Lineage: Eukaryota; Viridiplantae; Streptophyta; Magnoliopsida; Solanales; Solanaceae. The transcript is spliced from 4 exons.
AUUUAAUUUUCUCCAGUUUUGGUCUAUGUUGAAUUUUGAAGUAUAGAAAACGAACGUCGUUAGUGUAAAUUUCAUAUGAGCGGAAAACCCAAAGCUAAGCCAGAGGAUCAUCCCAGAUCUCUAACUUCAUCGUUCAAAUCACCAUUUUUUUCAACUUCGGAGUCGAAAUUGCUUCCAUUGAAGCUCCGAAAUCCAUAUGGUAAUGGCCACAAUCAUCUGUAGUAUUGAUUGUUUUGGUAUCAGUAAUUGACUAGUGACUACACAGUCCGUUUCCUCCUCAUUUUUCAUCAAUUCUGUUUCGUUUUACUUUUUUCACGAACAGAAACAGUUGCAAAGUAUUGGAAGAAGAGAGUGGUGAUAAUCCUAUGGCGACGACGACAAGGCCGGGUGUUCCCAAGUCCGAAGCUGUUUCCAAAGGCUAUAAUUUCGCUUCUACUUGGGAACAGAAUGCUCCGUUAACAGUGCAACAACAAGCAGCCAUACAAGCACUUUCCCAUGCAGUUGCCAAGAGACCUUUCCCGUCCAAUUUGGACCAAGUUUCUGGACAUGAUAACAGCCUCUCUGUUUCAACAAAGCUUAGUUCUCUGGAGGAUUCAGGGGCCAUUGAAGCAGUCCUAGUGAACACAAAUCAGCUGCCCUUCCUCAAAGCUUGGAGGGUCCAAAUGCCUUGUCAAACUGCCUCCCCAAAUGAUGGAGGUUACUUGCCAACAUGGAGAAACAGGCCAUGCUCACCAGGCCAGCCAAGGGCUAAAAGACAAAAUCUGUGCAAGCAAUCUGCCAUGUGGCAGUAA